Molecule: messenger RNA, 2119 nt
Organism: Caenorhabditis sp. 36 PRJEB53466
Lineage: Eukaryota; Metazoa; Nematoda; Chromadorea; Rhabditida; Rhabditidae
Source: the annotation of a GenBank genome assembly
AUGUCGUCCCUCAAAAAGUUUAUUCCGUUCUCGUCUUCUUCCGCCACUAAACCAGACUCUGAAAAAGCGCUGAAGGCUCGGAUCAAGAUGCUCGAAUCGCAAGUGAAGAAGGUGAAAGACCAGAGACAGGAGGAGCACGACAAGUUUGAAAAGAAUAUGGCCGAAAUCGAGAAGAAGCAUGAACACGAGCUCGUCAAAGUCCAGAACAAAGCGAUAAAGUCCGGAAAGCUCCAGCUUAUUGAUGAACUGACUGAGGAUAUGGUGCGCUUGAGCUUUGAAGCGGAGCGCUACGACAACCUCGCGUUCUCCCUCAACUGGGGAUCAAUACAGGCUUAUUACUCCGUCAUGACGGCCAAGUCCAAGUGCCUCUCUCUGAAGCAGACAAUCGCUCAGAUUCCGGACCCGACGUGCGCUGUUUGUGGACAAAAGUUCACGGAGGACGGUCCCAGAACUCCGCGGCUCCUCGGUGAGUUUUUACAGUCUUUUUUGGCUCUCAAACAUUUUCACAGAUCUUUCAAACAAUUCAGUCUAUUUCCAGAGUGUGGCAACACCGUUCCACGCCCAGUGGUUAGCGUGUCUAAUCCUUCAGUGAUUCUUCGCUGUUCCCGUUUUUCCUGUGUAUUCCACGACUGGGUGACUUCAUACGUGAAAAUGUCACGGAAAGCGUGCACAAAAACCUCUUUGAAAACCACAGGCCAAUGAAAAAUCCACAUUUUGGCCCUACAUUUGCACGCAGAAAAAAAAUUGGCAUGAACCCUUGACGGUCACGGGUACGCGGCAAUUUUUAAAAAUUGGCAUGAACCCUUGACGGUCACGGGUACGCGGCAAUUUUUAAAAAUUGGCAUGAACCCUUGACGGUCACGGGUACGCGGCAAUUUUUAAAAAUUGGCAUGAACCCUUGACGGUCACGGGUACGCGGCAAUUUUUAAAAAUUGGCAUGGACCCCUAAAAAAAAUGAAGAGUUUUGAUUUAAAAAAAAACGCUCAAUUACAUAGUCAGACAACACAAAAUAGCUAAGAAGUUUUCAGUUUACCACAUUUCAGAAUGAUCAUCGUUUCUCGAGAUAUGUUCCUUAAAACAAUUGGUCGUUUUUCAUUCACAUUCACAGUUACCAUCAGAAGAAUCAUUGGCUCUUUCAGACAUAGCCUUUUUGCGGACCAUUAACAAUUCUUUCCCACAUCCUCGAUUCCGGCUCUGAAAAUUCGCGCUCCUUCCCCCAUCUACACACCCUUUCUCGCCACACCUCCGCCUUCUUUCACUCCCCCCUUUCUCUCCAUCUUUUCCGCGUUGAAACACUUGCGUUCGUCGUCUUGACAACCAAAAACUGAGCCCUCCCCUCCCCCCUUUCCCGCUUUUGCUCGCCGAGCCCACGCAACGUAAUCGUCGUAAUCGCAUGCGUGACUAAUCCUCGCGCGCAUGCUCAUCCGAUAAUAUUAUGCGAUUACUCCUACUUUUCACCUGUUUUCUAUCAUCAUUCUCGGCAGUUUCGACUCAACACCUACAGUGCUAUCAUUGCAUUAACCGCCUCAGCACCGGCGACAUUUCGAAACAGGAGCAGAAUGCGCUAAAAACCGCUCUUUUUGCCAGGUACUAAACUUUUCCAUAUGUUUUCUCAUUUAAACACAAAAAAGGUUCAGAUUCAACAUUCCGCCCUCAAGCGAAUAUUGUGCCGACGGCGGCGAGAACGUUCUCUUCCGGGCGGUCCCCAAAGAAGUUUGUCAGGGCGCCAAUGACACGUGUGUACGAUUUAUUUCUGAAGGUGAGCCAUUUUCACUAUUUUUCCCGUAUUGUCCGUGAUUUUAAGCUGCUUUACGAAAUUUGAAUCGGUUCUCGAGAUAUUUUUCAAAAACAGAUCGAUUUUUAAUCCGAUUUCUCGUAAUUUCUCAAGUUUUCAUAGCUUUUCGAUUCAAAUCGCUUGUGAAACAGGCAAUCUCAUAAACAGACAAUACUCAAGUUAAAAGGACCCAAAACCGAUGAAAUUGAUAAAUUUUUUCCAAAUUCCGAAUUUUAGGCGAUGCCACGAAAAAACUGGUGCUCCGUGGGUGUCAAUCCACUUUGCUGCGCUCCGAUUUCGACCUGGUCACCAAUUAUGCGUGCCACGACUCUUCCGAGUGCCUAA